AUUGUGUUUUUUUAUUUAUACCUGGCACGUUUUUAAAGCAUUUUUAUUUGUUGUCGAGCCGAGUUUGCAUCUUAACAGUUUUUAUUUGAUAAUUUUCAAUCCGCAUAUAAUGGAUUAUACUGCUCCUCCAUAUCCUGUUGAGAAAGAACCACCUUCUUAUCAGAAUACUUGCGAUUUUCAGUUAAAUCAGAAUUUACCGACUACUCAGCCCACUUAUCCUCAGCAGAACAAUCAUCAGUUUCAGCCUUAUGCUACUUACCCAGUUAAUCUCACUGAGACCAACAUACACAUUAUUUCACAAACUCCUGUUACCACACAAACUACAACUGUUGUAACUUCGUUUGGCCGAUUGCCAGUAAGUAUGACUUGCCCAUGGUGCUACCAACUGAUAGUUACACAAACAACUAUACACGAUGGCUGUUUUACUUGGCUUAUGUGUGGCCUUAUAGCUUUUUUUUGUGGCCUUUUCGGGUGUUGUUUGAUUCCAUUUUGCUUCGACGACUGCAAAGACGUUUACCACCGCUGUCCGAUUUGCCUUAGACCUGUUGGCUCCUUCACUGUUAUAUGA
This is a messenger RNA of Protopolystoma xenopodis, 568 nucleotides long. Lineage: Eukaryota; Metazoa; Platyhelminthes; Monogenea; Polystomatidea; Polystomatidae. The record is from the annotation of a GenBank genome assembly.